This is a messenger RNA of Trichoderma atroviride IMI 206040, 918 nucleotides long. RefSeq lists its product as uncharacterized. Lineage: Eukaryota; Fungi; Ascomycota; Sordariomycetes; Hypocreales; Hypocreaceae. The record is from RefSeq and is a predicted model, not a curated record.
AUGGCCCACUUGCCACCUCUCCAAGUCGACACCUUUGUUUCUCCUCCCACUAGAAUUAACACCGGCCUCUCAGACAUCAACAAGCAAUGGUGGCAGCCCGAAACCAGUACUCUAAUUCACGGCCCAAGUAAUGCAGUGCUCUGCGAUCCGCCAAUCACUAUUCAGAAGUGCACAAUUCUUGCAGACUGGAUAGACUCGAUCCUUGUUCUCUAUGCUACUUCAGCCCGUCCAAAGAAAACUCUUCAAUUCAUUUUCAUCACCCAUGCACACGGAGACCAUUUCUUUGGCGCGCCUAUACUCCAAGCGCGCUUUCCUGGAGUGAAAAUUAUUGCCACCGCGACAGUCGCUGCUGGGAUGCCCGAGCAAUAUACCCCAGAAAUGUACGAGAGUGUGUGGAAGGUUCUUUUCCCAGAUGGUCAGCUUUCCGAACAGCAAGUCUGCGCAACGGCGUUGCCGGCCAGCAACGAAUUCGUUCUCGACGGGCAUACCCUCAAGACCUACGAUGUAUCGGCAGACCACAAAGAAUCUAGUAUCCUGCAUGUUCCAAGCCUUGAUCUUGUGGUCUGUGGGGAUGUCGUCUACGGUGACUGCCAUCAAUACUUUGUUGAGGCAAACACACCUGAGAGACGUAGGCUCUGGCUCGAUGCGCUUGAUGUCGUAGACAGCCUCAAUCCCAAGAUCUUGGUUGCUUCUCAUAAGCGCGCAAGCCAGAUUGAUGGCGCAUAUCUCGUGGCCGCGACCAGAAAAUACAUUAUCGAUUUUGAGACUCUCGCAGCGGAAAACGAGGCUGGUGCCUGGCAAACUCUGUACCAAAGGAUCAAAGAAGCCUAUCCUCAACGUUGGAACGAUUUUUUACUAGAGGCAAGUUGCAAGGCGUACUUUUCUAUUGAUCCAUUUGGUGAAACCGAGGCAACUUAA